Molecule: messenger RNA, 2314 nt
Organism: Phyllotreta striolata
Lineage: Eukaryota; Metazoa; Arthropoda; Insecta; Coleoptera; Chrysomelidae
Source: the annotation of a GenBank genome assembly
UUAAGAUUGUUUUCCAAUGUCAAGAAGUUGUCAUAUCAAAUCAACUUUUUAAGAAAUGAAAUUAUUUAUUUAAAAAUUUCGAAACGUUAAAAUAUUGAAUAAAAAUGGUUUUAGCAGAUUUAGGUCGUAAAAUUACGACUGCCUUGCAGUCCCUCAGCAAGGCUACUAUUAUCAAUGAAGAGGUUUUAAAUGGAAUGCUAAACGACAUUUGUCGCGCUCUAAUCGAAGCUGAUGUUAAUAUCAAGUUGGUCAAGUCGCUUAGAGAAAAUGUUAAGUCCGUUAUCGAUUUCGAUGAAAUGGCCGGAGGGCUCAAUAAGCGCAGGAUGAUCCAAAGCGCAGUAUUCAGGGAACUCGUAAAAUUAGUAGACCCCAAUGUGAAACCAUACCAACCGAUAAAAGGCAAACCGAAUGUUAUAAUGUUUGUCGGACUUCAAGGUUCCGGUAAAACGACCACGUGCACUAAAUUAGCGUAUUAUUAUCAAAAGAAAAAUUGGAAGUCUUGCCUAGUAUGUGCCGAUACAUUCAGAGCCGGUGCUUACGAUCAAGUCAAACAGAACUGUACGAAAGCUAGGAUACCCUUUUAUGGAAGUUACACCGAAGUAGAUCCAGUCGUUAUAGCACAAGAUGGUGUCGAUAUGUUCAAAAAAGAAGGAUUCGAAGUCAUUAUUGUUGAUACUAGUGGUAGGCACAAACAAGAGGAGUCUUUGUUUGAAGAAAUGUUGGCUGUCUCAAAUGCAGUGAAACCGGACAAUAUCAUUUUUGUUAUGGACGCCACUAUCGGUCAAGCUUGUGAAUCCCAAGCAAAGGCAUUUAAAGGGAAAGUCGACGUUGGUUCGGUAAUUAUCACCAAAUUGGACGGUCAUGCUAAAGGAGGUGGUGCACUUAGUGCUGUUGCGGCCACGAAUAGUCCGAUUAUUUUCAUCGGUACUGGAGAGCAUAUAGACGAUUUGGAACCGUUCAAAACGAAACCCUUCAUCAGUAAAUUACUAGGCAUGGGAGAUAUCGAGGGCUUGAUAGAUAAAGUAAACGAAUUAAAGUUGGAAGAUAACGAAGAACUUUUGGAGAAAAUCAAGCACGGGCAAUUUACUCUGAGAGAUAUGUACGAACAGUUCCAAAAUAUUAUGAAAAUGGGUCCUUUCUCGCAAAUUAUGGGCAUGAUUCCCGGUUUCAGUCAAGAUUUCAUGUCGAAGGGCAGCGAACAAGAGUCCAUGGCGAGACUAAAAAGACUAAUGACAAUGAUGGACAGCAUGAACGACUACGAAUUAGACAACAGAGACGGGGCGAAGCUGUUUACGAAGCAAAACGGCAGGGUAAUUAGAGUGGCCCAAGGAUCGGGCGUUACGGAACGAGAAGUGAAAGAUCUCAUCCAGCAAUACACGAAAUUCGCCGCCGUGGUGAAGAAAAUGGGCGGCAUCAAAGGCUUGUUCAAAGGCGGCGAUAUGGCCAAGAACGUCAAUCACAAUCAAAUGGCGAAGCUCAACCAGCAAAUGGCCAAGAUGAUGGACCCGAGGGUGUUGCAGCAGAUGGGCGGAAUGGCCGGUUUGCAGAAUAUGAUGAGGCAACUUCAGGCGGGCGCCGCCGGCGGUUUGGGCGGUUUAGGUAACUUAAUGGGCGGUUUCGGUGGUAAAUGAUAAUUGGUAAAUUGCGUUGAAUCUUUAUUUUGUAUUGCAGAAUUGAUUAACUACAUUCUGAUUGGUUUUGAUUAUUGUAAAAAUUUUAUAUUGAUAUAUGUAUAAAUAUGUACGGAAUUACCUUUAAUCUUCUGAUAAGUAAAAGAAAAAAAACAAGAUGAAUUUUUGCUUUUGUGUAUAGAGGUGAGGCAUUAAGUGUGACAGAUUCAUUAAUAUAAAAAAUACUUACACAAAAUUAUUUGCCACAUUGUAUAUUUAAAUUUAGGAUAAAAAAUUACAAGGUAAUUUAAAGUAACGAAGCAAUAACUUUCUUUAAUUUAUAGUCUCUUCGAUACAUAUAAAAUACAGUAUAAUAAGAAAAUGUGGGAUAUUAAAAUAAAUACAAAAUAACAGUUUGCGGUAGAGAUUUACGUUAUCUUCUAUAAAAUAAACUAAAAAAAAUGUCAACAAUUCAAGAUAAAUUUAUAUUCGAAAUUUCUAGUAAAUCCCAACCAUACUUUUAUCUAAAAAUUAAAAUAAUGUUUAAAGCGCAGUAAUAAAAAAUAUUCCAACAAAAAUGAGUAAUAAUAAUAAUAAUUAAACGAUUUCCCAAUCGUCGAGGGACUCAUCUGAUUUCACACUGAUGGUCCUCUCUCUAAUACGAAUGUUGGUCAAUCCCCACGUAUUCGGAAUGCUCAUACAAG